AAACCCACGUGGUUAAUCAAAACAUCAUGGCGGCUGGUUUCAAGACUGCUGAGCCCCUGGAGUACCACAGGAGCUUUCUGAAAGAAAACUGCCGACCUGAUGGACGGGAGUUGUCAGAUUUCAGAACUACAACGCUAAACAUAGGGUCCAUAUCCACGGCAGACGGCUCAGCCCUGGUGAAGAUCGGAAACACCACCGUCAUCUGUGGGAUCAAGGCGGAGUUGGCAAACCCUACAGUAGAAGCACCUGGUAAAGGUUAUAUUGUGCCCAAUGUGGACCUGCCGCCUCUGUGCUCCUCUCGGUUCCGACCAGGCCCUCCCGGAGAACAGGCCCAGGCUUCCAGCCAGUUCGUCGCUGAUGUAAUAGAGAGCUCUGAAUUGAUACAAACAGAGGACUUGUGCAUCGAAAGAGGAAAGCUCUGCUGGGUGCUCUACUGCGACAUGAUGUGUCUGGACUACGAUGGGAACCUGCUGGAUGCAUGUAUUGUUGCCCUCCUUGCUGCUCUGAAGAACACACAACUCCCAGAGGUCACUAUCAACGCAGAGACUUGUACACCAGCGGUGAAUUCAGAGAAGAGACACGGGCUGCACAUUCACAAACAUCCAGUCGCUACCUCUUUUUGUAUCUUCGAUAACUCCAUACUGAUUGUAGACCCCACAGCUGAGGAGGAGAGUCUGGUGACUGCUCAGCUCACCGUGGUGACAGACGAGGAAGAUCGACUCUGCUCUGUGCACAAACCAGGUGGGACAUCACUGUCGGGAGAGAAGCUGCAGGAGUGUAUCAGCCGGGCAACAACACGACAGAGAGAGAUCCAGAAACUCAUUGAUAAAGUCAUACACAGUGUGAAGACGGCACAAUAAAGGGCCUCAGACAAU
This is a messenger RNA of Toxotes jaculatrix (banded archerfish), 875 nucleotides long. It is a transcript of the gene exosc8, whose product is annotated as exosome component 8. Gene Ontology annotation, cellular component: nuclear exosome (RNase complex); cytoplasmic exosome (RNase complex). Gene Ontology annotation, biological process: U5 snRNA 3'-end processing; TRAMP-dependent tRNA surveillance pathway; U4 snRNA 3'-end processing. Bases 27 to 860 code for a protein of 277 amino acids. The transcript has 11 exons. The record is from RefSeq and is a predicted model, not a curated record. NCBI's taxonomy places the organism in Eukaryota, Metazoa, Chordata, Actinopteri, Toxotidae.